AUGCGCUCCCAUUCCCCGAUAGCCAUUUGGUUUGCGUUUGCCUGUACAACCUCGUUAGCCCAGCAAACUCCUCUGGAUUCAGACUCAGGCUUCCAAGUAGACUUCAAUGCCCUUCGGCUUGUUCAACUCUCUGAAGGUAGCAACGCCACGUGGAUGACUGAGCGUCAAAAACUCGCCAUCAAGGCCGCUGGUUGGGACUACGCAGACAUUACUGAGACUCCUUUGCUUGGCUCAACGCCAAAGCGGCACUUUUCAUGUCCAGCUCCAAGCUCACCCAUCGUUGCGAACGUCCUCCCAUUGCUUUCGACAGCGGAGCCAAAAGCCAACCUCAAACAUCUUACCUCUUAUCAUACUCGAUAUUACAACUCGGAUACCGGCGCAGCUGCAUCCGACUGGUUGUACUCCAAAAUUCUUGCUUAUACGGACGAACUGGCAAGUGAAGAGCAGAAGAUGCUUAUUGCUGUGGAAUCAGUCCAACAUAAGUGGAAACAGAACUCCAUAGUCAUUCGCAUAGCACCUCUUGAUGCUUCAAACACCGACGCCACAACUAUCGUUGGCGCACACAUCGAUAGCAUCAAUCGUGAGAGCGUUUUCCAUCGCGCGCCAGGUGCUGGUGACGACGGUUCGGGAACUGUCACCAUUCUUGAAGCAUAUCGAGCGCUUCUGCUCUCUGGUUAUGUUCCUUCAUCGCCUCUAGAGUUCCAUUUUUACGCAGGCGAGGAGGGCGGGCUUCUCGGUUCACUUGCUCUCGCAGCUCGGUUUGAAGAGAAAGGCAAGGAAGUACGAGGAAUGAUCCAAUUCGAUAUGACGGAUUUUGUCAAAACCGGUUCCAGAGAGGAAAUUGCAGUCAUUGGCAAUGAAAACCAGGUCGACGCUGAACUGACCGAGUUCUUGAUCGCAGUCAUCGACAGAUAUAUCGAAAUUCCCUGGGUCCGCGACUUUUAUCCGAAAGGUCCAAGCAGCGACCACCAAAGCUGGAAAAUGGCUGGAUUCCAGUCCUGCCACCCGCUUGAGGCUCAAUUUAAAAACACCAAUAAUUACAUCCAUGGCGUAGACGAUCUACUUGACAUCAGUCCAGAAUUCUCGUCUGACCACAUGUUACAUUUCUCGAAGCUGGCUGUCGCUUUUGCGAUAGAGUUGUCGAGUUACUAG
Molecule: messenger RNA, 1152 nt
Organism: Mycena indigotica
Lineage: Eukaryota; Fungi; Basidiomycota; Agaricomycetes; Agaricales; Mycenaceae
Product: Peptide hydrolase
Exons: 10
Coding region: 1-1152 (383 amino acids)
Biological process (GO): proteolysis
Molecular function (GO): metalloexopeptidase activity
Source: RefSeq, a predicted model, not a curated record